UAUCCCUGAGAGAGGGGGCGAAGCGCAUAGGAUCGAAUCGAUGGAUGUGGGCGUGAUCGUCCUGACCCUCGUGGUGGGAUCGUUUGGGGUGGCGAGCGCCGUGCUGGGGUUCAUCGCCGAGCGCACAAAGCUUACGUGGGAUGACAUCGGCAUCGACGUAUACUCCGAAGAGUGUGACUACCCGGCCAAUCCGGCUUACCUGCUGUCUAUAAUCGCGAUCCCGCUGCUGGCGGUGGCCAUGAUCAUCGCCUCCCUGGCCGGCGGAUGCUGCGGCUGCUGCAGGCCGCGGCACGGAGCCUCCGAGUCCAAGCGGAUCAUCGGCAUCAUCGCCGCCGUCCUCUCAUGGAUCGCGGCGCUGCUCGCGGGGGCGUUCUACGCGAACGGCGCGGUGUGGAACUUCCCCAUCACAAGGUAUGGCAUCACGUGGUGCAGGCUCCUCAGGCACGGCUACUUCAGGCUGCCGGCCCUGCUGAGCCUCGCCGCCACGGCGCUCGCGAUCCUGUCGUACAUCAUGCUCCGCGCGCGGGCGCCGGAUGCCAGACCGUCGACGGCGCCGGCAGCAGGGGCCUCCGAACCCAAGCCGCAAACACCGCCGGUUGGGGAAGCGGUCAUGGUUCCACCGGAGCCUCAGUGGCCCUCUUCUCACGGGCACAGGCAAGCGCAACAGCCGCUUCCGGAGCACCGUGUGGGAGGGCCCAGUUGGACGCCGUACCGACAGGUCGCUAGUCCCCCUCGGCGUCAAGCACAGCCAGCAGUAGAAAUGAUGAUGGCUUAAAACUUAAAAGAGACACGACAUCCCUACUCGUGUUGAAGGCUUUGAAGCGGAUGUGAGUGCAAGGUUCCUGAAUGUAUUCCAAGUUGCAACGCCUGUGUGUUAUGUGCCAGUACGUGUGUGUGAUUCUUUGGAUGUCCUUCUACCAUGUUAUGUCCAAUCGGGAAUGUAAGCGUGCAGCGUGCUGAUCAGAUCUGUUUUCAAACGUACAAAUUUCAAUGGGGGAAGGCCCAAUCAGCACCCGAAUUUAGAGUGUUGA
Molecule: messenger RNA, 1031 nt
Organism: Setaria italica (foxtail millet)
Lineage: Eukaryota; Viridiplantae; Streptophyta; Magnoliopsida; Poales; Poaceae
Exons: 3
Coding region: 41-775 (244 amino acids)
Source: RefSeq, a predicted model, not a curated record